This is a messenger RNA of Cantharellus anzutake, 3061 nucleotides long. RefSeq lists its product as uncharacterized. The coding region runs from base 252 to 2939 and encodes 895 amino acids. Gene Ontology annotation, cellular component: plasma membrane. Lineage: Eukaryota; Fungi; Basidiomycota; Agaricomycetes; Cantharellales; Hydnaceae. The transcript is spliced from 5 exons. The record is from RefSeq and is a predicted model, not a curated record. Gene Ontology annotation, molecular function: ferric-chelate reductase activity. Gene Ontology annotation, biological process: copper ion import; intracellular iron ion homeostasis; iron ion transport.
GCUAUAUAUAUGCUUAUCUCCUCUGGAUAAUUCUACUCGUCUCUUUCGCUAUCAUUUCUUUCCUUCGUCAUUCACCCGCACGGCGCACUACUGUAGGUGCGGUUUGGACCAAAUGGUCAAUAAGGCAACACUUCAUCGACACCUCUCGCGGCAAUUCGGAAGAUUCUGUUUCUCGGGCUGGUGUCAGUGCGCGCAAGCGAGGGAGCCAAUUGACAGCCUGGCCGAUCAAUGCUCAGGUCUUUGCCCUUCUGAUGAUGGUUACCAUUGUUUCUGUUCUGACAGUGGCUGGCCCGGACUACAUUGCGCCCCGCGCGCACGGUACUGGGUCGACAUCUAAACGUUUUUAUAAUGAUUCCAUGAUGUGUACGAACGCGUCCGCUCCUUCGACAUCCCGCCGGGAUGACUUGAUCAUAUCCCAGCCCCCGGAUUAUACAAUUCAAAAGGCAUGGUGGACCGCUGGUGGUCGUAGCGGGAUGAUGGCGUUCAGCUUGAUACCUGUCUGUGUUUGCAUUGCACUCAAAGCCCCGCCAUUCGCAAUUCUUGCCAUUCCGUUUACAAUACAGCUUCAUUCUGACCGUCUAAUGUGGAUACACCGCUGGAUUGGACGUUUUAUUUAUCUACUUACUGUGGCUCAUGUAGUCACUUGGACAAUUCAACUUUGCAAAGACCGCAGGCAUGGCAGCUUUGGGACGAUUGCUCUUGGGUAUACUUAUUUAUACGAUAAGUUUAUCUACGGAGUUGUUGCCUUCGUGUGUAUGACUUUCUUGGUGAUGCUUAGUAGUGCACCCCUUCGAAGAGAUCACUACGAGACAUUCUACUUUAUCCAUGUUUUAACAGUCCCCUCAACCCUGGCCUUUUCCGCACUCCAUUAUCCUCCUCUUGGGUGGUUCUGUUGGAGUGCCUUACUCCUAUGGAUAAUGGAACGUGUAUGGAGAGGUAUUCGAUUUUUCUACACAAACGGUGUCUUUGUCAAACGACCUCCCGCUGACGCGGCUUUCGUACCGUCAUCUGAGUCCAGAGAUCUUCCGGAAGAAUUUGACCCAGCAGAUAUAGAUAUGGACGCUGCGUCCAUCUCACUAUCUGUACACGAUACUACCUCGUCCAUCACCCGCUUGCUCAUCCGCCACACUCGAAAUCGAUCGGUUGACAGCUCCGGUUCUUACAUAUCUCAUAUACCACCAGGAUAUGCUCGUGCUGAGCUCCUCCCGGGUCGCAUGAUACGCCUCAUUGUUCAUACGCCUCGACCCAUGAGUUGGGUUGCAGGGCAAUAUGCUCUACUUAAGAUCCCGGAUGUUUCAUCAUGGACAACCCAUCCAUUCACAAUGGCUUCAAUGUGCCAUUCAGGGAAGGGCUGUAUCGGUGAUGACGCCGAGAGCUUAAUGUCCGCUGGCGGGCCACACGAAAUCGUGUUUCUCAUUCGAGCGAGGCAGGGUUUCACGCUUGAUCUGUGGCAUCAUGUUAGGAAGCUCACUGCGCAGCCUAACUCAACAUCCUAUCGUGUGCAUGAGCGCCCUUCCUCUGGAAUGAUUAGCGUGCCGUCUCAGAAAUGGGCACCACUCAUCCGGGCCCAGGUAGAUGGUCCGUUCGGGUCGGCUGCACGGGCAAUGUGGACGACGUAUUCCACUGUUGUUAUCGUUGCUGGCGGGAGUGGCGUUGCGUUCGCAUUGAGCGUCUUGGAAUACCUGUGUCACGCUCUUUCUCGGAAAGGUGGGGGCGAUAUGAACGAUUGUUCUGUCACCCGGGUGAGAUUCCUCUGGGUUGUGAGCGAGUACUCCCAUUUACUUUGGUGCGCUACGACCCUUAGGCGAUGCUUGCAACUGGCACCUCAAGGAUCCGUUCAGUUGGAUCUUUUUGUAACCAAUUACACACAUCAUAUCUUAGGUUCCACCCCGCACUACCUUUCCCAGAGUGAGGUGUUCAGUGCCGCACCUGACGAACUCGCGCCCCCGACUAUUCCUUUUGGAAGUAGAGGAGAUUCGUCACCCUCAGAUUCUGAUACAGAAUCAGGUUUGAGCGACACCGAAAGCAUUGUAGACCUCCAUUAUGCUGCAGACAGCGAGGACGAGCGAGAAGGCGCUCAUCGAAGGUCACUCAGCCACACUCAAUCUCAGUAUACCUCAAUAUAUGGUGACGCGCAAGGAGAGCAUUGCGCGGAUCUCACAAAUUUUGCGGGAGAGGAUAGAUCACGAGCUCCGGGAGAAGAUCAGUUCUCCAUGUCUGUGAAGAAAAAGGGAAAGCAUAUGCGCCGGAAGACGUUAGCUGGGUUUGUGAAGUUGCGUUUGAACACGAAACGAAAUCCGAGUCCCCCCGCUAACGAACUCUUCGCGAUCACCCAAUUGCACCCGGGAAUUCCGCUCACGCCGCUGACGGUACCAAGUAGCGUCAACUCAGAAGGUAUUCACCCCCCCAUCACCAGGGCCGUCUCUCCGACUUCAGUAGCAGGGCCUCGUAGCACUUCCCCUGCGCCGCGUCCAUCUAGUCGGCCAGGUCACCUCAGUCCCAUCGACAAGCAAUCUCACCAGCCAACCCGCUCAUACAGUCCGCUUCGCGCACAGCCUUAUCCUGCGAGUGACUUUGGCGGGCAACCCAGCCCCCGGGAUGACGCACCCUCCCCGGGUGAUCGCUCCACCAUGCAUGCGCAUUUACUGCCGCACACGCUAGGGGAUGAUUCCGAUCACAUCUUCGACCUCAGUCCCACGGAUAGAUCCGAUCUUGAGUUUACUGCCGCUCUCGCUAGGCGUGGUCGCCCAAGACUGGACCGUAUCCUUGCAGAAGAGGUUAAUCGUGCUGCUGGUACGCUUGCUGUUGCCUCCUGUGGUCCACAUUCUCUUACUGCUGUCGUUCGUAAAGUGGUGGCUGCCCAGAUUCAUCCUGCCCUGGUGUGGAAAGGCGAUGAACGCGGCUACAUAAAUUUCUUUUCCGAAGAGUUUGCUUUCUAAUUUCAUAUCAUGCAUGGACACUUCUGAACCAGUAUGGUACAGCAAUUAAUAGUUAACCCCAACCAUGUUCCUAAAAGAGUAGAUGCAAUGCCCAUAGACCCAAAAAUGUAUUAUUGAGGGUA